AUGGGGCUAUCCAGCGGUUCUGAGUUCCUUCAUCGCCCACCACCACCGGAGGCCUCGCCCGGGCCCCGAAAUCUCCCUCCAGAGUCCCACACCACCGCCACCUACACCCAGCCCUACAGAUCCCAGUCCUCCAAACGCUGCCCCUCAUCCCGCUCCCUCCCGCCUCCGCGCUGUUCUGCCACCUCUAGCCCUUACCCCGCGCCCCACUCCGGGCCGCCCUAUGCCCCUCCCCCACAGCCUCACCCCACAACGCACCCCCGCACCUGGACCGGAAUCGACGCCUGCGCAGCAGGACAGUCCUUCCGAGCCUCCCCGCCCCCGCCGCCCCCCGUACCCGGCUCCGGAGCUGGUUCGUACACACGCCGGCGUCGCCCCAAGCCGGUCCGCGCCGGGGUCACUACACGGCCCCAGUCGGACGCAGAGGCCACCACCAGCCCGCAGUCCCACCCCCCACACCCUUACCCCUCCGGUCCACAGUGCCGAGGCGGACGCGGCCGGGCCUCGGAAGUGUCCACGCAGAACUACAUUUCCCAGAGUCCCACUCGCUUUAGAACUACAUUUCCCAGAGGGGCUUGCGGCGUGCCUCCCUGA
This is a messenger RNA of Rangifer tarandus platyrhynchus (Svalbard reindeer), 591 nucleotides long. The record is from the annotation of a GenBank genome assembly. NCBI's taxonomy places the organism in Eukaryota, Metazoa, Chordata, Mammalia, Artiodactyla, Cervidae.